AACUAACGUAAGGUAGGACCUUCAGUUGUGUUAAGAAGUGUCGCUUCUGGUACAGCCUUCACAUGCUCUUCAAGGACUUCAGUAGGGAAUGAUGUCUGGAAUGGGGGGUGGGAAGCGUGCAGCAGGACUUGGCGGGGACAGCCCUACUGGACCUCCUGAAAAGAAAGGGAAGAAAGAAGAGAAAACUACCACCACAUUAAUUGAGCCUAUUCGCAUAGGUGGUGUCUCCUCCACGGAGGAGAUGGACAUGAAAGUGCUACAGUUUAAGAAUAAGAAACUAUGUGAGCGUCUAGAGCAACGGCAGGCUAUGGAGGAUGAGCUACGUGAGAGGAUUGAGAAGCUGGAAAAGCGGCAGGCCACUGAUGACACCACACUUCUUAUUGUCAACCGCUAUUGGAGCCAGUUGGAUGAUAAUGUCCAGAUCUUACUCCACCGUUUUGACCCAGAGGAGACCCAGGCAGCAUGCCCAACUCCAGGCCCUGAAGAAAAAGACAGCAGACAGCUCCAGCCUCAGGCAUCAGAGGAGGAGCAAUCUGAUGAAUUUCAGAAAGCAGAGGGGGACAUGCAGCAGGAUGGCAGCCAUGGCCUCAUGUCUCCCCCUGCUCCACUCAGUGACAGUGCAAAGACCUUCCUCUGCACUCUGGGCAGCAGCAGUGAGGAGGAGCUUAGUCUGCAGCUGCAGGACAGGAUGCAGUUUAGCAAAGUGUCUGUGGCCCGUAUUGUCUGCGUCUUUGACCAGCUGCACCGGCGCAUCGAGGACCUCUGUGCCCGCAUUCAAACUGCUGUGUGUGAUGAAGACACUCAGAAUGAAAUCCUCUCCCUGAAUCGUACACUGUUGAAGGAGAACAUCAGCCUGCAGGACCUGGCCGCCUCCCUGCAGGGUCGACACCACAAGAUGUCUCUAGAGUAUAAUGAGCUGGUGGACAAGGUAACAAGCUCAGAGACCAAAGUGUCUGAGAUGGAGACCACUGUGGAGGACUUGCAGUGGGACAUUGAGAAACUUCGCAAGAGGGAGCAGAAGCUCAACAAACACCUGGCUGAAGCCUUGGAGCAGCUGAAUUCAGGGUACUAUACCUCUGGGAGUUCAGGGGGGUUACCUGGAGGUCAGAUCACACUCAACAUACAGAAGUUUGAGCUGUUGAAUGCCGAGCUGGAGCAAAACCAGGAGCUGGCCAAUAACCGCAUGGCAGAGCUGGAGAAGUUGCAGGUGGAGCUUCAGGAGGCUGUGAGGGAAAGUGAGAAGCUCAAGAUGGACCUGCGAAACAUACCAGAGGAGGUGGUGAAGGAGACCCUAGAGUACAAGUGUUUGCAGUCACAGUUCUCCCUGCUCUACAAUGAGUCCCUGGGGGUGAAGACCCAGUUGGACGAGGCUCGGGCUCUGCUGCUCACUGCAAAAAAUGCACACUUGAGACAGAUUGAGCACAUGGAGAGUGAUGAACUUUCACUCCAGAAGAAGCUGCGUACAGAGGUUAUUCAGCUGGAAGACACCCUGGCCCAGGUGCGCAAGGAAUAUGAAAUGCUAAGGAUUGAGUUUGAGCAGAAUCUUGCUGCCAACGAGCAAGCAGGUCCCAUCAAUAGAGAAAUGCGUCACCUGAUCAGCAGUUUGCAGAACCACAACCACCAACUGAAGGGAGAUGUGCAACGUUACAAGAGGAAGCUGCGUGAGACACAGAUGGAGAUUAAUAAGUUGCGUUGUCAGAGUGGGGAGAUGGGAAUUUCAAUAUCAGAGGAGACAGGGAGUGAUGGAGGUGUGGAUUUGAAAAAAGAGGAGGAUGAAGAGCAGGAAGAAGAGGAGGAAAGGAGGAGGGAGCUGGAGAGGCAGCGAGUCCGGGAGAGAGAGAGGGAGGCAGAGAGGGAGCGUGAAAGGGAACGUGAACGGGAACGAGAGCGACAGCGCAGUGAGGAGCUGAAGAGGAAGGACUCUGACACACUGAAGCUACUGAGGGCUGAGCUCAAGAAAGCUCAGGAGUCCCAGAAGGAGAUGAAGCUGCUUCUGGACAUGUACAAAUCGGCUCCAAAAGAGCAGAGAGACAAAGUGCAGCUCAUGGCUGCUGAGCGCAAGUCCAAAGCUGAGGUGGAUGAGUUAAGAGGACGAGUGAGAGAGCUAGAGGAGAGGGAAAGGAAGGAGAGCAAGAAGCUGGCUGAUGAGGAUGCCCUUAGGAAGAUCCGUGUGGCAGAAGAGACCAUUGACCACCUGCAGAAGAAACUUACUGCGACAAAACAGGAAGAGGAGGCCCUGCUCAGUGAGAUGGAUGUCACCGGCCAGGCUUUUGAAGACAUGCAAGAACAGAAUAGUCGGCUGAUGCAGCAGCUGCGGGAGAAGGAUGACGCAAACUUCAAGCUAAUGAGUGAGAGAAUCAAAUCCAACCAGAUCUACAAGCUACUAAAGGAGGAGAAGGAGGAGCUGGCUGAUCAGGUGCUGACACUCAAAACCCAGGUGGAUGCUCAGCUGCUGGUUGUGCAGAAGCUGGAGGAGAAAGAGGGGAUUCUCCAGAGCUCUCUGGCUACACUGGAAAAAGAGCUAGGGCUUCGCACACAAGCACUGGAACUCAAUAAGAGGAAGGCUGUAGAGGCAGCUCAGCUCGCAGAGGACCUGAAGGUGCAGCUGGAGCACACACAAGCCAAGCUACGGGAGAUCCAGGCCUCUGUGUCUGAUAACCGUACGGCUCGUGAGAAGGAGAGCUUUAACCUCAAGAGGGCACAGGAGGACCUGUCCAGGCUGCGUCGGAAGCUGGAGAAACAAAAGAAGGUGGAAGUGUACACAGAUGCUGAUGAAAUUCUGCAGGAAGAGAUAAAUCAGUACAAGGCAAAGCUGCGUUGCCCCUGUUGCAACACUCGUGACAAGGAGACAGUGCUGACGAAGUGUUUCCACGUCUUCUGCUAUGAAUGUUUGAAGACACGCUAUGAUACUCGCCAGAGAAAAUGCCCAAAGUGCAAUGCAGCCUUUGGAGCCAAUGAUUUCCACCGAAUUUACAUCACUUAAAUCAAGUUAUAAAAAGGGAACCAUAAAUGGGGUUUCGAAAAGAGAAUAUUUUACUAACGAUGAGGGGAAAAGAGGAAUGGAUUAGAAAGGGGAGUGUAGGAGAAUGUAAGAAAUUUCUUCACCAGAUGCUUCCAAACUGUUUUCACUGC
This is a messenger RNA of Megalops cyprinoides (Indo-Pacific tarpon), 3132 nucleotides long. It is a transcript of the gene rnf40, whose product is annotated as ring finger protein 40. Gene Ontology annotation, molecular function: ubiquitin protein ligase activity; metal ion binding. Gene Ontology annotation, cellular component: HULC complex; nucleus. The transcript has 21 exons. The coding region runs from base 89 to 2983 and encodes 964 amino acids. NCBI's taxonomy places the organism in Eukaryota, Metazoa, Chordata, Actinopteri, Elopiformes, Megalopidae. The record is from RefSeq and is a predicted model, not a curated record.